This is a messenger RNA of Didymodactylos carnosus, 1642 nucleotides long. NCBI's taxonomy places the organism in Eukaryota, Metazoa, Rotifera, Eurotatoria, Philodinida, Philodinidae. The record is from the annotation of a GenBank genome assembly.
CGUCAAUUUGAAGUUCUAUGGUCUAUAGGUAAAAACUCGGUUUUUCGGAAAUAAGCUUCUAUCGACUUCAACUUUCAUUUUAACCCAAAACAAACAUUGCCACGAUAAUCAGCACACUCGAUUACCUGUGUCUCAACACUUUUCCAGGUUCUUUACCGCGUCCGGACAAAGACAGUUAGGACAGCGGAAAACCUUUAUAACUCCUGAACCACGAGAGACAGCGAGCUGGGACUAGUCUAGUCCUGUAGAACUUGAGUUGAGCGAUCUUUUCGACGUCUAGGAAUUCAAAAUCCGAAAAUUUUAUAGUGGUCGGAAAACUCUUACAAAAUGUCCACGCAAGGUACACCACCUGAAAGUGCUCGAAAAAACUGGGUUAUUUCACCUGGUAUAAAUUUUCACGCGGUUCUUGUAUGUUACUCUGAAAACUAACACAGCAUGGUCGAUAAGCUAUGUUUUCAUGCGUUUCUGAAAGCCCCAGAGCGAACAAUAGAGAAGUCCUUGGGCUGUGGAAAAAACGUCAGAAAAUUCAACCAAAAAACGUUUCUAUCUGUGAAAAUAUAGGCUAAAGUGUCCUCCUCCGACCGCAGGCCCCUAUCUUUUACGGUCUUUGAGUUAUUCUAAAAAUAACAGGCUGUCUUUUAUUUUGGCACCCACAACAAUAACUCGCAUCGAAACUCGAUACUUCGAAAAACCGGAUUAUAAUAACUUCUUACAAAUAACUUUUGAAAAAGUAAAUAUAAGGUUUUAUAGCGCUUGAAAAUCUCUGUCGAAUGAGAUAUUACUUCACGACUUUCAACAAAUCGUUAAUUUAGAAGUAAAAGUGUAAGCUAACAGAGUAAUGCUAAUUAGCAUUACACAGUACUAAUUAAUUAUACAUUGAUACCUUGAAAGUAUUUUCUUUUCCAUUUUUUUCAUGAAACUAUAACUGUAGAUUGUUGGGCAGCAAACUACGCUAAAACGAGGUUUCCACGACUAGUUUUGACUAAGCUGUACGCUUUUUAAAAAUAGGCCUUGCAAUUAAAUUUUUAAAAUGUAGUAAGAUUUUACUUAAUUUAUAACUCCGUGAAUACUUACCGAGUCUCCGAAAACAAUUCAGGAUAGAUACAAUCAAGUCGUCUCUACAAUCUGAGAGGGUUUAAUAGUACGUCUUGUGGAGGUUCGCUCCCCUAAAGAGCCAUCUCGUACAAACGGGGACAGACACUGCUCAAACGUAUAUCACCCAACAGUUCGAACGAGUCAUAAAAAGAAAAAAAAGACAUUUCUGAGUAAAAUGGCGUUUUCCGCUUGAAAAAAUAUUGCUUGGUUGGUCAGAUUUGAACAUUUUAAAAUUUCGACCAACUUUUGAAAAAUGCGUAUUGCUCAUAUCUCGGCAAUCAUACACGAUAAAGAGCUCAAAUUGUUUACGUAAAUAGAAUCGAUAGUUUUCUUCGAUUCGAAACAAGCUCGACUCCUGUGCAGCGACGUAGCCAGGAGUUUUAGGAGGUUGGGCACAAAACAUUUUUAAUCGAUUCAAUUUUUUUCCACUGUUUUAGCUCUUAUGGUCGUAUUAUUGUUUGCGGUUGUUGUGGUAGGAAAUGGCGGUCGUAAUGGUGGCGGAGAUUCGAUUGAUCAUGAAAUGAACAAUGUCGAGCGAGAGAUGUAG